GCUGCACGCAUCGAAGCGCAGAGACUGUUGUUUAAAAAAAAAACCACGCACACACCGGCAUGGAAACGCUGGCAGGCGGAUUUAGAGGCACGGAGCGGGCUGGUGAGCAGGUUUAGCCCUCCUUUGGGACUUUUUUUUUGUGCAGGAGCAGGAAGGAGAAACAAGGUGCGGAGAACGCUACGGUGUUUCAACGCAGCAUGCCCGAGUUGGAAUAGAAGCGACCCUGCUGGAGCGCAACACGCACGCGGAACGGCGCUGAUAGCCGGGAGGGAUAUUUACAAUAGAAACUCAAAUCCGUUGUGAAGAAGAAUAGCAAAGGGGGAGGAGGAGUGAAAGAUAACACUGGAAUGAAGUGGACCUCGGGAUUCCCAGCGUGCUGCGGAGUUGUGACUGAUGGAUGAAUGUGGUCAUCUGUAGGCUAUAAACAGCGACAGGUACAGACAUCAUCAGGGGAGCUUUGACAAAGACUCGGCGCUGCGCUUCAUCUGCACACUCCAGAAACUGUGCCACCGUUUAGAUCCGUUUCAGCACGCAUGAGAUCGUAUCCUGGAGUUGUCUCUACAGAGCAAUAAGGUCGCGGGGGCUGUUUUUGUCUCAGCUACAGGUCAACCAGGACACUCGAGGGGCUGCUUGCUUUCCUCCCAGAUCUGAAGCAAGAACCGGGUGGGCUUUUUUUCACGUCCUGUACGCAGUUCAGUCAAGGACACGGGGGCCUGGAGCUCAUUUUUAAGAAGUCGGACAGAAGGACAUGUAUCUGAUAUCGACUUCACAUGCUCCUGACUGAUCGUAGCUCACCUUCCCACCGGGCGAACCGCACGUAAAGGCUGCCAAGGCGCACCGUCCGACGCUCUGAGUUAUCGUCUCUCUGUCUGUGCAUUUAGCAGAAUGGCGGGACUCGGUUGUUGGAAGUAUUAUCUCUGGAUCUUUAUUUUAAUGUGCAGGUCGGCGUUACCUUCUGCCAAAUCGUUGGAGACUAUAAUUUGGAGCUCCCAGAAUUCCAAGUUCCUGGCUGGAAAAGGCCUAGUUAUCUACCCAGACAUUGGGGACAAAUUGGACAUCAUUUGUCCGAAAGCGGACCAGGGCAGAGACUAUGAGUACUACAAGCUGUAUCUGGUGAAGAGGGAGCAGGCCGAGAGCUGCAGUACAGUCCUGGAUCCUAAUGUCCUGGUCAACUGUAACAAGCCGGAGAAGGACAUCAAGUUCACGAUCAAAUUCCAGGAGUUCAGCCCAAACUACAUGGGCCUGGAGUUCAAGAGGAACGUCAAUUACUACAUCACCUCAACCUCCAACGGCACGGUCGAGGGCCUGGAGAACCGGGAGGGAGGCGUGUGCAAGAGCCGAGCCAUGAAAGUCAUCAUGAAAGUCGGACAAGUCCCGAACGCAGCUGGCUCUGAGGAGCCGGAGUCUCCAGAAACCAACGCCAUACCCGAGUCCAGUCCCAGUCCGCCUGACCAGGAUCGAAUUGGACCUGCAAUGCCAGGAAGCCCUGAUCACAUGAAUCAGGACCAGUCCGGUUCCUCUGCAAGCUCAGACGGUAUCCUUGGCUCCAAAGUGGCUGUGUUCUCGUUCAUUGGGGCCGGCUGCAUCAUCUUCCUCCUUCUCAUCCUCCUCCUUGUCAUUUUGCUCAUCAAGAUGCGUAAGCGUGCCAGGAAAAAUGCCCACUCGCAGCCCCGCCCCUCAGCUCUGUCGCUCAGCACGCUGUCCAACCCCAAGCUCCCAGGGGGCACGGCUGGCACAGAGCCCAGUGACAUCAUCAUUCCGCUGCGGACAGAGAACAACUACUGCCCUCACUAUGAGAAGGUGAGCGGCGACUAUGGCCAUCCUGUCUACAUAGUCCAGGAGAUGCCCCCGCAGAGCCCUGCCAACAUCUACUACAAAGUCUGACAUGCUCCGCACAGCCAGCCACCCCGUCAGGAGAGAGAAUGAGAGGAGCGCUUGAUAUAUGUUCUUGGGAAGGACACUUUCCUCUGCAUUUAUGGGACUUCUUCAAGCCCGUGUUAUUUCUACCACCUGCUGCACAAAUCUGGAGAGACACGCACUGACCAGUGACCAGGGUUGUGAGCUGACUGUUGAGAGAGGUUUAUUCUGUUUGUUUGGGUUGCUUGACAAUCCCCACCCCCUUCUCCUCCUUCUCCUUCCCUCACCUCCCACCUUCUACACCUCCUCGAUGCGCUCUGAAAGUGGGGCGGGGCUGAAGCGAACCAACAGAUGGAACUCAAGCUUCCUGGUUCGCUGUCCCCUUUAACGGCCAGGAUAUCUCAGUUCCCUGAAGUACAGUCUGUGCUACACCCAAUUAAACACACCAUUGCUAGCACACUAGCCAGGAGCAGGCAGACACAGGCCCUGGAUGCCACUCAGCCUGCAGUUUGUGUGCAAGCCUAAAAACGUGUGUGCGUGUCUGCGUGUUUGUGUGCGUGAGUGUAAGUCAGGGCUCCGUGCUGGGCCAGGGAACUCUCCAGAUAGCUCAGGUAUCAGACACAGUGUGUGAAAAUGACGUGUUCCUCUCCCUUCGCACCUCUGAUGUUUGCCUUACUUACUAUUUUUGAUGGAGGAUUUCCUCGAACCCUGAGUCAGUUCACAAAGCAGUUGUAUUUUGUUAGACUUUUCCUACAAGUGCACAAUGUAUAGAGUUGAAUAGAUCAUCGAUAUCACUCCAUCUUUCACCACCCAUGUCAUCCAUCGUACCCAUAACUUUUCCUGUACCUUGACCUGGACUGUUGAUCUCGAGGUGUGUAUGUGUCUGUGUGUGUUUUCUUGGAGUUCUCCCGUCUCCACUGGUCUGAUAUGAGCUUUACCAUUACUCUGGUAUUUAUGACUUACUUGUGGGUGCGCCUGUUGUGUGAGUGAGUGUUGGGCAUGUCAGGACUAGUUUAUAUCUGGGCAGACUAAUUAGCUUAGGGGUAGAACACUACGUUACUGUAUUGCACCUGCAAAAACAGGCAGACAGAUCUUAAACACCCUUCCUCUGCUCCACUUGGCAUCCAUAGAGGUGUCUGAUGAGCUUCGUGGGAGCUGGUUUUAAAGCAGCAGGCAGGUUGAUAUUUGUUUGUUCUGGCUUCUGGUGCUACUGUGUUAGCAUCAAACAGAUAGCUUGAUGGCAAGAUGGGUGUAGGUUGGCGCUGAUCUGCUGGCCUACAUAGGUAGGAUGCCCUAAAUAUAAGUUGGAUGGCGAGAGCUGGGAUACAGUAUUGUCACAUGCCAAUUGGCUGCCAUCUGUAGAUGAGCUGGUGGAGCGCGCAGUCGUGGCUUCGCCAGCGUGUGACUAAUCUAUGUGCCAUCUCGAUGCCCACACUCACCAGAGAGAGAGAGAGUGAGAGAGAGAGUGAAUGUUCCUGUGACUUUAACCUGAGAGGAAGAUGGGGGGGCUGAUGGGGAUAAGAGGGGGUGACGGGUGAGGUGGUAGUUUAGCAUUAAUUUUUCCAUCCUCUCACCGGUUGUGCUGUGAAUAAAAAUGCUGUGCAGGAUAUUCCUCAGUCAAGGUGUUCAGCCAGCGAAGAGGACACUGCAGCUCAGCUAUCACACAGCCCAGGGCAGCAGCACCGAGACAGGAUUUACAGCGGCUGGGUGCGUGCAUGUGAGUGCACGCCAAAGUCAGCUUUCAGGUGCUGUUGGUGUUCGAAUCUGUCUGCGUGCACACGUUUGUGUGCUCAUUUGUGCUUAUAUUUGCAGCUUUUUCUCAGCGUGUGGGUGUUGGUGAAUGCUGGUGUGGUCGAGCAGACAAACAGUCUUGUUUUGGGAUUGGAUCUAGGUGCUCCAAACAGUGUGGCUGCCAAAGUACGGAGCGCCGCAGUCCUAGUUAAUGAUGUGUGAGAGGAGAGGGGGAGCAGAUAAGGACAGCUAUUCCUCAGCACACGGACUUGAGCUGACGUUUGACGCACAUGUGCACACACACGCGCAGACACACCAAGACCGACGGGUCCAGGUUUAUCUCCAGUCAAACGGUCAGUCUGCCAGUCGAUGUUUUCUCACCGGCAGACACCCAUCAUCCGCUGCCACAUACUAUUGCCAUCCACGGAGACACUGCUGAGUUAAAAGGCAGCCCAGCUUGAAGACUCGGGGAAGACUCCAGUGGCGUUUGCGUGUCGUUAACCUCUGAGUUAACAACCUAAACAGCUGCUUGUACUUUUGUGGUCCUGUGUUUUAACUCAGCAUGCAGCCCGCAGUGGCCCUCUGUGAAACACAUUUACAUCAAAUGUUUUUGUUUCGGAUCGGUGCGCAUCCAUUCACCUACACCAGCCAAGGGAGUCAUUACCAAAUUACCACCAACCAUAUCUCAUUUUUAUUCAUUCUUGUGACCACUUAAUGUUAUUCAAUUUUUUUUUGUUUGUUUUGAGAAGAAAAAAAUUAAAAAGAGAGAGAAAUGUAAAUAUAUGGAUAGAGCCCAAUUUAAGAUGUAAUUUCACCUGAACACUGCUCAUAAGAAAAAUUUACGACUAGAUUUUUGUAAUGGAGGAUGUUUGUAAAUAGCUGUCUUUUUAAAGUGUGUUUUGUAUGAAUCCUUGCAUUUUGUCUCUGUUUGCAAUAUGUUUUUAUUUUCUGUUCUUUUAGAGUUAAACUAAAUAUUGCAACGGACACAUGAGCUGUCUUUUUCGCAGCGUCCAGUAUUGUCAAACAAGUCUUUGUUACCACAUGUGUUUAAAUAAAUGGGGUUCAGAGUUUUUACAUCGCCAUUCAACAGGAUUCUAGUUGCUGAGAAACUGUUCAGGACUGAAGCUCUGUCAGCACACAGCUUUGAAAUGGAUAGGUCGUUGAAACUAUGAAAGAUAAGGCCACUUCUCUGUUGGAGACAGCACUUAGCUCUGCAUAUGAAGACUGUUUUAUUCCACUGCCUUUGAGUUACCUACACCUUCCACUCCAUUAUAACAAAAACAUUUUGGGCCAGAAAAGAUUAAUCUUUUCUCAGUUUUAAUAAGUCUAUCGGGCUGGAUGGAGAGAGAGAGAGGGAGAAAAAAGAGGCCACGAAUGAGAGUGUGACCGUUCUGCGCUCGCCAAUAAAUCAUCCGGUUUACACCACUCAUUAUCUCCCAGGCGGUCCUUUGUUUUAAAGUUGCUCUCUCCCUCCUUUCCUAAUUUAGCUCAAAGAUGUUGGCUCACAAGAGCCUCACUGUAGGUUGAUUUCUGCUAUUGUUCAAAGCCACAGUAUUAUUUUUCAAUGUGCAUGUGUAAGCAAAACCUGUUGAAUUUGUUUCCCUUUGUUUGAAUCAUAACUGUCAAUUUUUGUUAUUUUAUUUUAAUUUUUUUUUUUUUUGCCACUCACUUUCUCGCCGCUUCUCAGCGUAACCUAUUGGCACCAGCUACAAUGGAAAUAACGUUCCACCAGUUUGGAAACUACCGCAUAUUGAUAAAUAAAAUUUUUCCCAUGGAAUUUG
Messenger RNA from Cheilinus undulatus (humphead wrasse), 5369 nucleotides. It is a transcript of the gene efnb1, whose product is annotated as ephrin-B1. Bases 886 to 1884 code for a protein of 332 amino acids. Gene Ontology annotation, biological process: ephrin receptor signaling pathway; axon guidance. Lineage: Eukaryota; Metazoa; Chordata; Actinopteri; Labriformes; Labridae. Gene Ontology annotation, cellular component: plasma membrane. The record is from RefSeq and is a predicted model, not a curated record. The transcript has 5 exons. Gene Ontology annotation, molecular function: ephrin receptor binding.